Molecule: messenger RNA, 2074 nt
Organism: Lacerta agilis (Sand lizard)
Lineage: Eukaryota; Metazoa; Chordata; Lepidosauria; Squamata; Lacertidae
Gene: ALDOC
Product: aldolase, fructose-bisphosphate C
Exons: 9
Coding region: 162-1256 (364 amino acids)
Biological process (GO): fructose 1,6-bisphosphate metabolic process; glycolytic process
Cellular component (GO): cytosol
Molecular function (GO): fructose-bisphosphate aldolase activity
Source: RefSeq, a predicted model, not a curated record
UGGCUCCUCCCUCCCUCUCCCCCGCCUCCCCCGCCGGAGUCACGUAGCUCUGCGGCACCGCAGCCUCUUUUACAGCCGGAGCCGCGCCGCCCGCACACGCAGCUGCUCCAGCCUCGACGACAGACGGACGCACGGACGGGAGCCCGGAAAAACCAGCCAAGAUGACGCACCAGUACCCCGCCCUCACCACGGAGCAGAAGAUGGAGCUCUCAGACAUCGCCCAGCGGAUCGUGGCCCCGGGCAAGGGCAUCCUGGCAGCCGAUGAAUCCGUGGGGAGCAUGGCCAAGCGGCUGAACCAGAUUGGGGUGGAGAACACUGAGGAGAACCGGCGUCUCUACCGCCAGAUCCUCUUCAGCGCCGACAGCCGGGUGGAGAAGUGCAUCGGGGGGGUCAUCUUCUUCCACGAGACCAUGUACCAGAAGGCGGACGACGGCACACCCUUCGUCGAGAUGGUCAAGGACAAGGGCAUCGUUGUGGGCAUCAAGGUGGACAAGGGCGUCGUGCCUCUCGCUGGGACCGACGGAGAGACCACCACCCAAGGCCUGGACGGGCUCUCUGAGCGCUGCGCUCAGUACAAGAAAGACGGGGCGGAUUUCGCCAAGUGGCGCUGCGUGUUGAAGAUCAGCGAUCACACCCCCUCCGCCCUGGCCAUCCUGGAGAACGCCAACGUCCUGGCGCGCUAUGCCAGUAUCUGCCAGCAGAACGGCAUCGUGCCCAUUGUGGAGCCGGAGAUCUUGCCCGACGGGGAACACGAUUUGAAGAGGUGCCAGUACGUGACUGAGAAGGUCCUGGCCGCUGUCUACAAGGCGCUGAGCGACCACCACGUCUACCUGGAAGGGACCUUGCUCAAGCCCAACAUGGUGACCCCGGGGCAUGCCUGCCCGACCAAGUACAGCCCGGAAGAGAUCGCCAUGGCGACGGUGACCGCCCUGCGCCGCACGGUGCCGCCUGCCGUCCCAGGGGUCACCUUCCUGUCUGGCGGGCAGAGUGAGGAGGAGGCCUCCAUCAACCUCAACGCCAUCAACAACUGCCCCCUGCCCCGUCCGUGGGCACUGACCUUCUCCUAUGGCCGGGCACUGCAGGCCUCGGCCCUCAACGCCUGGCGCGGUCAGCGGGAGAAUGAGGACUCGGCCACGGAGGAGUUUGUCAAACGCGCUGAGGUCAAUGGCUUGGCGGCCCUCGGCAAGUACGAAGGGUCCAGCGACGGUUCUUGCGCUGCGGGCCUGUCUCUCUACGUCGCCAACCACGCCUACUGAGGCCCCGCUGGGCUGGGAGCAGCCCCCCCCAGCCCCAGGUGGGGCCAGGCUUUUAGCAGCUCCCCACCCCCACCCCCACUGGCGGAAAACCUCCCACUCUGCUACCUUGCAUCCCAGCCACGACAGCCACACCCAGCUUUGUCUCUACCGUAGCCGCCAGAGGAGCGAAGUAGCCGCAGAGUGUGUCCGGUGCCAGGGGCGACGUGCAGGGAGCAGCAGCAGCAGCAGCAGCCGAAAGAGGAGCCGGGUUUUGUGCAGCUGGGAGGCAGAGGGGGUGGGAAUCCUAGCAGCGCGGUCCUACCUUGCAGGGUCGUUCUGAGGAUCCCAAAGAAAGCACACCCAGAAGCGCUAGGAAGACCCCAAAGGGGAUGUUCCCAUCCUGGAGGCGGAAGCGAGUGUGUGGGGGGUGGGGCAGGAGAGGGUUGUGGGGUGAGCCCAUUGCACGGGGCGACAGGUUGCGGGGGAUCCCUUGGGGGGUUCCCCGCUGUGUGGGAGGAGCUGUUGCCAUCACGCCGGCAUGAUGCCGCCCCUCCCCCUCCCCACCUGUGUAUUUGGGGACCCCUUUCCCCUACCCCCCGCCCAUGUGGCUCUGCACUUUGAUGUUGGUCGUUGCUUUUGCAGAGCUGUGCCCCUAAGUACCCCACCACCACCGGGCGAUGUCAGCAUGGGGGGCUCCCCCCGAGUCGCCAAGGGGAGGGGCAGGCAGUUACCGCCCUCUAUGUGCGUGCUUGUGUGUCGAGUGUGCACUCUUUGCACCUUAAAUGUACCAAAUAGACCUUAUGACUAAUAAUAUAAUAAUAAACUGAUAGAGGAGUGAA